This is a messenger RNA of Xyrauchen texanus (razorback sucker), 3949 nucleotides long. RefSeq names its product calcium-independent phospholipase A2-gamma-like. The coding region runs from base 351 to 2279 and encodes 642 amino acids. The transcript is spliced from 10 exons. Lineage: Eukaryota; Metazoa; Chordata; Actinopteri; Cypriniformes; Catostomidae. Gene Ontology annotation, biological process: arachidonate metabolic process. The record is from RefSeq and is a predicted model, not a curated record. Gene Ontology annotation, cellular component: membrane.
CCCGUUAAGAGCAAGAACCACUAAUCGCGACCACGAGGAGGUUACCCCAUGUGAUUCUACCCUCCCUAGCAACUGGGCCAAUUUGGUUGCUUAGGAUACCUGGCUGGAGUCAAUCAGCAUGCCCUGGCUUCGAAUUUGCAACUCCAGGGGUGGUAGUUGCUAGUAAAAUUAAAAAGGUUCCCACUUCCUAUAUAUGCACAGAUCCCUUAUCUAACAGAUAUAAAUUGGCUAUAGCUCUAACACAACAUGAUCUGACUGAGCACUGCACAGUUUACCAAGUCUAAUGCCAAGAUUACAUAAGUGUGUCUCCAUAAGGAAUAUCCCAGACGUUUCUCUAGCAACCUCACCGCAUGUCGCGCAUCAGGAGCACACUAGACACAGUCACCAAGGCUGUGAGUGGAACAGUGAACACUGAGCUCCUCUCCAAGAUUACGCGCCUCAAACCCGGUGCAACCCUGGGCAAAACUGUUGAGCUUAAAGUCGAUUGCCCUAAAGCCGAAGCUGAAGCCCUCAUGACCGUAGCAGAACCCGAUCCACCAAAAGUGAAAGAGGUGGAUAAAGACAUAGAACAUCAUAAGGAACCCCCACAACCUAACAGCAACCUAUCUACUACCAAAGGGAGUGCAUCCAGCACGGUUGCAAAGCAGACACUGCAGCGUUUCCAGCCUGCUGCAUUCACAGCAAACAUGGACGAAACCUACAGUCACUUGGCUGAUCAUGUCAACACCUACUUUGGAAGUGACACACGAGAUGAUAAACGAUCACAGCAGUUUAGAGGAGAUAAGACCCCCUCCACAACUCAAAUCCAACCUAGUUCUCAUUCCAUUGGUAGUAAAGAUCAUGUCCUUAUGGCAGUGCCCGUGACCCAUAGAUCUACACCAGAAACACACCCUUUUCCACCUGCCAUUGACCAGGAUGGUGCCGAUCCAAAUUCACAAGUGCCGGCUUCUCCAUCUCAAGAGGAUGGUGAUUCAGCCAUCCCCAUAUCACCAAGAAAAGGCAUCAGUCAAUACUUGUCCUACCCUAGGCCAAGUGUUCAGGCUUUUGUAGGUAACUACAUUACUCCCCUGGUUCCAAAGUUCAGAGCGGAUUCCAAGGGCGGGACAGCAGAGAAGGACAAACAAGCUGGAUCAGAUCAACCUGUGUCACUAGCCACAAAGGCUGCAGAAACCAAGGAACAGAAAGAAGCGGAGGAGAAAGCACAGAGACUGCUGUCUCAGAGAGAGAAGAUUAUAGCACGUGUUAGUGUGGAUAACCGAACCAGAGCACUCGUCAAGAGCCUUCAAAGAGUUACUGAUGUGAAGAUUACCAUCAGCAGGGUGGAGGAACUGAGCUUCCACCUCCUGGAGUUUCCAGAGACCAGAGGAGUGGCAGUCAUUGAGAAGGUGAUCCCAUGUCUGCUGCGUUUGAGGCAGGCUCGGGAUGCCAGUCUGCAGGCUGCAGUGAGGCAGGCUCUGGCCCUGGUGGGCUACACCGACCCAGUGAAAGGCAGAGGGAUACGUGUGCUCUCCAUCGACGGAGGAGGAACCAGGGGAUUGGUGGCUUUACAGGCUUUGCACAAGUUGGAGAGUUUGACAGGGAAGCCCAUCUACCAACUCUUUGACUACAUAUGUGGAGUUAGUACAGGAGCCAUCCUGGCCUUUAUGUUGGGUGUAUUCCAGAUCCCUUUGAAUGAGUGUGAGGAACUUUAUCGGAAGUUGGGAUCUGAUGUCUUUAAGCAAAACUUGAUUGUGGGCACAAUGAAGAUGGGCUGGAGUCACGCAUUCUACGAUAGCCAGAUCUGGGAGGAGAUUCUGAAAGAAAGAAUGGGACCUGGUCUUAUGAUUGAGACUGCCAAAAACCCUAAAUGCCCCAAGGUGUCAGCGGUGAGCACAGUAGUAAACAGAGGCCUACCACUGAAGGCAUAUGUCUUCAGGAAUUAUAACUUCUUACCUGGGGUUCGCUCACACUACUUGGGGAGUUGCCAGCACAAAAUGUGGCAGGCCAUUCGAGCAUCCUCUGCUGCCCCAGGCUAUUUCCAGGAAUUCGUUCUAGGAAAUGACCUCCACCAGGACGGUGGACUCCUGAUCAACAACCCCACUGCUCUGGCCAUCCACGAAAGCAAGUGUUUGUGGCCGAACACACCUGUACAGUGUGUAGUGUCUCUUGGCACAGGCCGAUCCGAGACAGUCGCCAAGACCGGCUCCAGCACUUACACCAGCUUAAAGACCAAGCUCACCAAUGUCAUCAGCAGCGCCACAGACACUGAAGGUCUCUGCAGGUGUCACGAAUGUAGGUGAAGGCAGACAAGGAGCGAGGAUCUAGAUGCAGCGGUUCCUUAUUUGAAACAAAACAAAAGGAAACAAACACUACAAGAACAAAGGAAAUACCCGCGAUGGGGAAGAAUAAAGCAAAACUACAAAAACAACACAAAAGACAUUAGAAGCGUUUAACGGGUAGGAGAAACAAUGACCGACUAAAGACCGACAGGGGAAUGGAGAAAUAAACAGGGUUAUAUACACAGAGGUAAUGGAACUAAACGAUACGCAGGUGAAAACAAUGAGUGAGUGCUGGCAGGUGGUGAGGGUAAGGAGAGUUGGGAAGUGUAGUUUUCUAGACAGUGACUGGUGAAAACACAGACCGGACCACAAGGAACGUGACAUGGAAUGUGACGUGCUGAGUGAAACAGAAAACACGGGGCAGACAACACAGGAACGUGACAGCAGGCAUCUACUGGUUGUUAUUUUUAUGACAUGAUUUUCUAGUCAUUUAAUUGUUCUUUUUCUCACCAGAUGUCAGCAAUCUUCCCCCAAUACAUGACAAAUUCUCAUAUUUUCUUCAUGUUUUAAUUUAUAGAAGUAUAGGUUUUUACUGAAGUGAAGUUAACAUAAAUUAUUUGUAAAUGAAAUGAAUUAUGUAAUUGAGAAAUAUACAGAUAAAAAAUAUUUAAACAGCACAAAAUCCCAAAAGAAUUGAAUCAUUUCACUGUUAUUACUACAGGGAAGAGAUUAAGUUACAUCAAUACCAUUUCUGCUCAAAAUGGCCGUGAACAGCCAAGGUGUCGACCUUUAUUGAACAACCUAAGAGGGUUAAAUGGUGUGUAAAAAUUACUACAGUUGGAGUUUCAGAGGUAGCGUUCUAUUUUUAAUAGAAUAUUUGACAAAAUGGCUGUUAUACUGCUGUUUAGUGAUUUCUGUUAAAACCUUUAAGUUCAUCAAAAAAAAACCCUCAUCUUUUACUCACCCUCAUUCCAUCCCAGAUGUGCAUGACUUUCUUUCUUCUGCUGAACACAAACAAAGAUUUUUAGAAAAUUAUUUCAGCUCUGUAUGUCAUCAUAAUGCAAGUAAAUGGGUUCCAAAAUUUUAAAGCUCCAAAUGCACCAUAAAAGGAAUCCAUAAGACUUCAGUGGUUAAAGCCAUAUCUUCAGAAGCAAUAUGAUAGAUAUGGGUGAGAAACAGAUCAUUGUUCACUUUCACAUUCUUCUUCUUCUUUUGUUUUUGCCAAUUUGCAAUCUUUGUGCAUAUCACCACCUACUGGGCAGGGACGAGAAUUUAUGGUAAAAACUGUCUUAAAUAUUGGUCUGUUUCUCACCCACAUCAAUCAUAUCACUUAUUUAGCACUGGAUUAUUAUGGAUUUAUUUUAUGCUGUAUUUAUGUACAUUUUGGAGCUUCAAAAUUUUGGUCACCAUUUACUUGCAUUGAAAGGACCUACAGAGCAAAAAUAUUCUUCUAAAAAUAUUAAUUUGUGUUCAGCAGGGUGAGUAAAUUCAGAGAGAAUUAUCAUUUAUGGGUGAACUAUUCCUUAAAUGAUCUCUUUCUGUACUGCAGAGGUCCACACGAUGUUGGACGCCCUCCUCCCCCCCAAUACCUACUUUCGCUUUAACCCUCACAUGAGUGAGGACAUUCCAUUGGAUGAGAAUAGACAGGAGAAGCUUGACUUUCUUCUGGUGGAAGGCCGCCGCUACCUUGA